CCAUAUAAAAACACACACUGCCAAGCUUUCAAUCCAGUUCUUACUCUCCGCUGGGAGCUCGGUUCAUCUCCACCCCAGAACAAUGUCUUAUUACGGGUACCAAUACAAGCAGCAGUACUAUAUUCCAGGUGCAACAAGGUGUACCACACCGGUGUUCACGAGGUGCCACAACCCCUGCCCUGUGAAGUACGUGCCAUGUGCACCAUGUGUUUCCAAGGUCCCCAAGGGGUGCAGGCUGAGGAAGACAGUGCAGAGCAUCCCCAGGUGCUCCGUACCAUGCUCAUCACGGUGUGUGGAGACACACGUUGUGGAAGGCCACUCUUCCUCCUGUCGCACCAGGUCUCCUGAUCCAUGCACCAUGGCAUUUCCUCAGUCCGUCGUGCAGGGUGGGGAGAACCUCUGCGUGUCACAGUGUGGCCACUCAGGCAUUACAAGAUGCCCUCAGGUAUGCACUCCGACCCGCUUGUACCAGCACAGCUCAUGUCCUUAUUCAUACCAGUGGUCCAACAGUUACCAGUACAACUGUGGGCAGCACUAAGCUCCAUGGAGGUGCCCACAGAACGACCAGGCGAUGAAGAGCAAGAUGGACACCAUAGCUGAGUUCAGAGACACAGCUUUCUGAAGCACGACUCUUCUCCUGCUGCAAUCUCUGGGGCUUGCAGACAGCAUCUUCACAAACCAGCCCUUAUUUAAUCCUCUCCACGUUAUACUCUACUCAAUUUAAAGGACUCAUAGCUUCAUAUCUACAGUCUCCUAUCAUCUACAGUGGGCUCAGAUCUUGGCCACAUGAAGACAGUUUUUCCAUGACUGCCAGUGUAAAGGAUAUGUGAGUUUACCAUGGGCAUAAUCACUCACAUGGAUGGCAUUGAGUCGUCAAAGUGGCCUCAGCUAGCAGAGCACCAACAAAAAUAGAUCCUUCCAUGGUAAUAUUUCUGAGAAUACAGUUUUCUUUCUGCUUUUAACUUUGUUCCAGAGGAGACUUUGUAAAGAAAGGGGGUUUUAAUUCUGUACUUUGUUCUAUAUGCAACCAACAGAAAUUAGAGAAGUAAAUGUAGGACCUGACUUUCAAAGUCAAGGCAGUCUACUGUGUGAAGCACUUUCUACUUAACCAUCCACUUCUGAUGUACCAGCUGCAAGUCAGAAAGUACUUGCCCUACAGUCUGCAUUACUUUAUUCUCUAUGGUCUAUAACCAAUGUAUCACAUA
Molecule: messenger RNA, 1205 nt
Organism: Pezoporus flaviventris
Lineage: Eukaryota; Metazoa; Chordata; Aves; Psittaciformes; Psittacidae
Product: proline-rich protein 9-like
Exons: 2
Coding region: 83-538 (151 amino acids)
Source: RefSeq, a predicted model, not a curated record